This is a messenger RNA of Bipolaris oryzae ATCC 44560, 474 nucleotides long. RefSeq lists its product as uncharacterized. The coding region runs from base 1 to 474 and encodes 157 amino acids. The record is from RefSeq and is a predicted model, not a curated record. The transcript is spliced from 2 exons. Lineage: Eukaryota; Fungi; Ascomycota; Dothideomycetes; Pleosporales; Pleosporaceae.
AUGACAGCACCCGACUUCCUCCAGACAAUCACGUUGCAGACUUUCAUCGAGGCCUGGAAGACCUGGGACUACAAGCGAUACCUCGCCAUUCUGAGUGACAAUGUUACCCAAGUUAUGCUGCCGUCUUCAAUGGGUGUUCCCGCUCGUGGCCGAGCCGAAGUCGAGCAUAUUCUUCCCAUUCUCAUGACUGCGGUAACCAAUUACAAGCUCACGAUCCAUCAUGUCCUACAUGACGCGGAGAAGAACCAGGCGGCCAUUUACAGCACGGCCAAGGGCGACGCACCAUUUGGGGAGUGGGAUGUGGAGUCUGUUAUCUUCUUGACCUUUUCCGCGGCGGGCGAUAGGGUUGCUAAGAUUGAGGAGAUGAUGGACUCGGCCAAGAUGCAGGAACUCAUGCCCAGGGUCGGAAGAUACAUACAAGAACAGUCUUUGGCGGGAGCGAAUGGACACGGCGUUGGAGUUGGCACGGAGUGA